GGCACCGGCACGAUGUUUAAUCGCUGCUUGCUCUUCAUGCAGCUCUUCGGCUUCCUUGCUGUACCCCCCAUUUGCGGCGUCACAUGGCUUGGAACUGCUUCGUCUGACUUGGCUCCCUUGGCGGUCGAGCACGUGGACGUCAUCGAGUGCUUGCCCAAGAACUGCGCUAUCGCUGCCAUACGCGAUUACCUCGGUGCGUCCCACUUCAAGCUACAGCAUGCCAGUCACCCCAAAGCCCUGUCCUAUGAUCAGCCAAUCAUCGACAACUCUCGGUCUGUGACGUCAGCAGCCGACGGUAUAAAUGUCCAGCGCGUGGAUCGACUCUUCAGUGGGCUAGGCUGCAGCGGCACCGGCACGAUGUUUAAUCGCUGCUUGCUCUUCAUGCAGCUCUUCGGCUUCCUUGCUGUACCCCCCAUUUGCGGCGUCACAUGGCUUGGAACUGCUUCGUCUGACUUGGCUCCCUUGGCGGUCGAGCACGUGGACGUCAUCGAGUGCUUGCCCAAGAACUGCGCUAUCGCUGCCAUACGCGAUUACCUCGGUGCGUCCCACUUCAAGCUACAGCAUGCCAGUCACCCCAAAGCCCUGUCCUAUGAUCAGCCAAUCAUCGACAACUCUCGGUCUGUGACGUCAGCAGCCGACGGUAUAAAUGUCCAGCGCGUGGAUCGACUCUUCAGUGGGCUAGGCUGCAGCGGCACCGGCACGAUGUUUAAUCGCUGCUUGCUCUUCAUGCAGGAGGCGCCCAUGGAGAGCCUGGUGCAACUAAUAGAGGAGCUUCUUCAAGGUGUGUGUGGUUUGCGGGAAGUCGAGCAGCAGAGCCUGGAACUGGAGCGCCGGUCGCACGAGACCAACAAACACCUGCUUCAGCAGCUGCUGGCUGCACUUGUUUAUGGCGCCAGCCAGGCCUCUAUGCCCUGUCAGUUCCGUCAUGAGAAGUAAAGAAGCAUAAGCAAGGAAUUUCAUGUCCCAUUCUUUCUCCUUUGCUCUAACAAAUUUGCUGAUGUAGUAAUGAUGAUACAAAGCCCGUAUAUUGCUUACUUAGAACAAAUAAUUGCUUAUUUCACGCUUUAAUGCAACCACAAAUAGCACAGGAGAUGCAGCAUGACUUUGUGCUUCAAGUGAUACUGCAGCAAUAGGAAUGUCCACAAUCAGUCUCACCUGCACAAGUACCAGAAGUCCUGGUGGUACGGGCAUUCUGUCCGUGACACUAAAAUUUCCAUGCACCUGCUUGUUGGCAUGUUAUUAUGAACACGAGGCGGCACUGUAAUUGUUCUUCAAGUACGUCGUCAAAUGGCGGCAAUCACUUGUUGAGGGGCGGAGGAAUUCUGACUUUAAUAUAACGUCGCAAGCAACAUAUGAAAGCACUCAGAAAAAAAGUUACGAACAUUCCUUGCCGAUGCUCCAACAUUUCAUUUGCAUUGUGUAUAUAUAUUUUUGUUUUUGCAUUUUUAUGCAAUUUCUUAUCACGGCUUAACAGAGCUGGAACGUCUACUGUCCUUUCUUGUGGAACUCUUGCAUUGCCACAAUUUUUGUUUUCAUUCACUGUUGUUUAGGUGCAGGUUCUGGUGAAUGUGUAGCCCUUGCACUGCAGUUCAUUGGCAAUAUUUACGAAGCAGAUUCGCUUUGUUAACGUCAAAUUAGGAUAUUAUGGCUUUUUUUCUAUAAGUGUGUAAUUCUACAUGACGUGACAUAUUCUUUUCACAUGUAGAGACGCAUCUGUACAUUAGGCUAUAAUAAAUAUUGCUUUGUUGCAGCGCGAUGAUUUAUGCAUUCACACAUCUUGUGGUAUGAUUUAAACCAGAUACUAUUUCCGUGUAACUGCGGAGUACGCAAGUGUUCUUAAACAGUCCGUGCCGUUAUCUGCGAGAUUUUUUGGUGCAUUUAUCUGUGAUUUCUUUAGAUGCGCGCAGAAGGUGAUGCAAUAUUUAUUGUGACUUGUCUCUGCGAUACGUAGCAUAUGUCUUUACUAAUGCAGCACUCCUGAUGAUUCUCACACUUCUUUAACGAAGAGGCUGUUGCACAUGAUAUGUAUAUAUACACGUUUUACUUAAAAAAAAAGGGCUGUAUGUUGAAGGUUGAAAUAAUAAAGAAAGGCAGAGUUCUGUUUA
Molecule: messenger RNA, 2105 nt
Organism: Dermacentor albipictus
Lineage: Eukaryota; Metazoa; Arthropoda; Arachnida; Ixodida; Ixodidae
Source: RefSeq, a predicted model, not a curated record